GGAGUGAGGAGGAGCGGACGGUUCGGGAGGCGGGAGGAGAUUGUGAGCACAGGGUCGGAAUGGAAACCGCGGCUGGACUGCGAACUGGAUCAACUUCUGGGGGUAUUUGAAGAGGAAGAUUUACAGGCAGGAAACUCAAACUAAACUUCACGUCAAGAUCUGACAGAGCCACAUGCUUCAUCAUGACCUAAAUAUCAUUGGCUUUUGACUGUGGAAAGAUAAAUAUUUCCCUGUUCUGUCUGUGGAAGAAGAUUUCAAAAUUCAGUACGAGUAAAAAAGCACCAAGAGACACACAUAUACCUGCAUGAGAGUGUUCCAGGCACUGACUGUGAAAAGAGCUUUAACCAGUUAUCUUGCCUGAAAAACCAUCACACCAUUCAGAGUGGGGAGAAACCAUACAUGUGUUCUGUCUGUGGUCGAGGCUUCAACUGAUUGUCCAACCUGGAGAGACACAAGGACACCGGCACCAUGGAGAAACCGUGGAAAUGUGGGGACUGUGGGAAAGGAUUCAAUUAUCCAUCCCGACUGGAAAUCCAUAAACGCAAUCACAUUGGGGCUGGCAUGAUGGAGAAACCGUGGAAAUGUGAGGAAUGUGGGAAAGGAUUCAAUUAUCCAUACCUGCUGGAAAUCCAUCGACGCAGUCACACUGGGGAGAAGCCAUUCACAUGCUCUGAGUGUGGGAAGGGAUUCACUUUGUCAUCCCACCUGCUGUCACACCAAAGUAUUCACACUGAGGAGAGACCUUUCAGCUGCACUUACUGUGAAAAGAAGUUCUCGUGUUCAUCCAACCUCAACGCACAUCAGCGAGUUCAUACUGGGGAGAGAUCAUUCAGCUGCUCCUUGUGUGGUAAGGAUUUCGCUGGGCCGUCCGGUCUUUGGUCACACCAGCGAAUUCACACAGGGGAGAAGCCGUUCACCUGUUCUGUGUGUGGGAAGAGAUUUACUCUUUCAUCUAACCUGCUGUCACACCAGCGAGUUCAUACUGAGGAGAGACCAUUCAGCUGCACUUACUGUGGAAAGAGAUUCAGGUCUUCAUCCAACCUCAACGCACACAAGCGAGUUCACACGGGGGAGAGGCCAUUCACCUGCACUGUGUGUGGGAAGGAUUUCACAAAUUCAUCCAGCCUUCUGUCACACCAGCGAAUUCACACUGAGGAUAAGCCAUUCAGCUGUACUCACUGUGGAAAGAGUUUCAGGCAGUUAUCAAUUCUCACUGCUCACCAACGCACUCACACUGGAGAGAGACCAUUCACCUGCUCCGUGUGUGGGAAGGGAUUCACUCAGUCAGGCAGCCUGCAUUUACACAAACUCACUCACACUGGGGAGAGGCCGUUCAUCUGCUCUGAGUGUGGGAAGGGAUACACUCGAUCAUCCCAUCUGCUAACACACCAGCAAGUUCACAAGUAUCUGCAGGGGUUGGAUUCUGGUGUUAUUGCUCCUGUUAAUAACACCCAGGACUGAUAGUCUGACAAUAUUGGGUUUGUUUCUGCUGAUGGUAACAACCCCUAUAAUUAGCUGGAGUUUAAUAUUCUGGACCUGUUGCUGAUUUUCAGGGCUGCGGUGUCCCUUUUCAAAAGCACCACCUGUGAUAUUUCAUUUUAAUUCAAGAACUUUCAACUGGAACUUGUUUAUAAUAACUCUAUGAACUUUUACUUCAAUCCUAAAUUGAUUUUUGGUACAAAAUCUAUGAUUCAGUAUCUGAAAAGUUCCACUGA
This is a messenger RNA of Carcharodon carcharias (great white shark), 1715 nucleotides long. RefSeq names its product gastrula zinc finger protein XlCGF8.2DB-like. Gene Ontology annotation, biological process: regulation of transcription by RNA polymerase II. Bases 469 to 1461 code for a protein of 330 amino acids. NCBI's taxonomy places the organism in Eukaryota, Metazoa, Chordata, Chondrichthyes, Lamniformes, Lamnidae. The transcript has 2 exons. The record is from RefSeq and is a predicted model, not a curated record. Gene Ontology annotation, cellular component: nucleus. Gene Ontology annotation, molecular function: DNA-binding transcription factor activity, RNA polymerase II-specific; RNA polymerase II transcription regulatory region sequence-specific DNA binding.